Messenger RNA from Scleropages formosus (Asian bonytongue), 918 nucleotides. RefSeq names its product homeobox protein Hox-B13a-like. The record is from RefSeq and is a predicted model, not a curated record. Gene Ontology annotation, biological process: regulation of DNA-templated transcription. Gene Ontology annotation, molecular function: DNA-binding transcription factor activity, RNA polymerase II-specific; DNA binding. Bases 1 to 918 code for a protein of 305 amino acids. The transcript has 2 exons. NCBI's taxonomy places the organism in Eukaryota, Metazoa, Chordata, Actinopteri, Osteoglossiformes, Osteoglossidae.
AUGACCACCUCUUUGGUGUUAAAUUCCCACUGGACGGAUACGGUGAUGUUUGUGUACGAAAACAACUUGGAUGAGCUCAACAAGAACAUGGAGGGCUUGGUGGGUGCAGGCAGCUUCGCGAGCAACCAGUGCAGAAACCUGGUAGCUCAUUCGGCCUUGGGAGGUCACCCCUCGAGCCUGGUGCACACCUCGGGCUACUCCGUGGAUGUUUCCGCUUCGGGUUCGGGGGAAGCGGCAAAACAGUGCCCCCCCUGCCAGGCAGUUCCCCAGGCUUCCUCCACGACGCCCCUUCCCUAUGGCUACUUCGGCAACGGCUACUACUCUUGCAGAAUGGGGAGGGGGUCACUGAAGUCUUGCACGCAGUCCAGCGGCCUCUCCAGCUACUCGGCUGCGGAGAAAUACAUGGACACGUCAGUGCCCUCCGACGAAUAUUCGAGCAGACCGAAGGAGUUCGCAUUUUACCAUGGGUAUCCCAGUCCUUACCAGCCGAUGGCGAGCUACCUGGACGUGUCGGUGGUGCAGACGAUCGCGCCGGGAGAAGCUCGCCACGAGACCCUGCUGCCAAUGGACAGCUUUCAGCCGUGGGCGCUGACCAACGGAUGGGGCAGCCAGAUGUACUGCUCCAAGGACCAGAGUCAGGCUGGGCAUUUCUGGAAGUCUGCGCUCACAGACGUGGUGGCCCAGCAGGACGGCGCCUCCUUUCGCCGCGGGAGGAAGAAGCGGAUACCUUACACGAAGGUGCAGCUAAAGGAACUGGAGAGGGAAUAUUCCGCCAACAAAUUCAUCACGAAAGACAAAAGAAGGAAAAUUUCUGCCAUUACGAAUCUCACUGAAAGACAGAUAACAAUCUGGUUUCAAAACAGGAGGGUGAAGGAAAAGAAAUUCGUGGCAAAAGUCAAGAACCCCGCUCCUCCGUAA